AUGCUUCUCCUCCCAGCUGCUGCCCUGUGCUGUCUGUGUUCAGCGCUGGUUUCCACGGCGACAGAGCUGAUUCAGGAUGAUUUAACACUGACCAGGAGAGUCGGUGAAAAAGUUUCAUUCAGAUGUGGAGGAACUGACCAGUGUGGUAGCUAUGUAUACUGGUACCAGAAGAAAGAGUCAGAAACAUUCAGACUGAUUCUUGAUAUUAACAGAAAUUCUGGAGCUUUAGAUAAACGCUACAAUCAUCCUCAGAAAGAUGAUUUCUCAUCUGUGAAUAAAGGGAACGGCUGGGAGUUGCAGAUCCAGAGAGUUAAACUCUCUCAUUCAGCCUCAUAUUUCUGCUCCUGUUGGUAUUCUGACUAUCUCAUCUUUGGCUCUGGGACUAAACUGAUUGUAACAGAUGAGGUGGUGAGGCCCAAGGUGAGAGUGUACCCAGCAGUCACCAGAGUCCAGCAGCAGGAGGAGAACUCUCUCCUGUGUGUGGCCUCAGCCAUGUCUCCUCCUCUGGUCCAGAUCCCCUGGAAAAGACGAACAAAGAACGGUGGUCUGGAGGAGCUGCCCUCUGCUGUGGGAAAACUACUGAACCUGAAUGAGUCCGGAUGUAAAGCCUCCACCCUGAGGAUCCCUCAGAGAAAGGAGAGCGUGUUUAAAUAUGUCUUCUCAGUGAAGCAUGAGGGGGGGACAGUGGAGGCUGAGAUAGGACCAGCACCUACAACCUCCAGACCUCCAGAGAGAGAGACCACAGACCUGCCAGCUUUGCAGACGACUGAGAUGUAUUUUCAGGUUGAGUGCAGGGUGAGGCUGCUGACUCUGCUGUACUCUGUGCUGAUAGUGAAGAGUCUGGUGUACUGCUGUGGACUCUGUCUGCUGAGGAUCCUCACCAACAACACACCGUGCAUCCGCCGCACAACAGCUGACUGA
This is a messenger RNA of Cheilinus undulatus (humphead wrasse), 921 nucleotides long. RefSeq names its product immunoglobulin kappa light chain-like. Bases 1 to 921 code for a protein of 306 amino acids. The transcript is spliced from 6 exons. The record is from RefSeq and is a predicted model, not a curated record. Lineage: Eukaryota; Metazoa; Chordata; Actinopteri; Labriformes; Labridae.